Messenger RNA from Serpula lacrymans var. lacrymans S7.9, 1305 nucleotides. RefSeq lists its product as uncharacterized. The transcript is spliced from 10 exons. NCBI's taxonomy places the organism in Eukaryota, Fungi, Basidiomycota, Agaricomycetes, Boletales, Serpulaceae. The record is from RefSeq and is a predicted model, not a curated record. The coding region runs from base 1 to 1305 and encodes 434 amino acids.
AUGCCUACUCCUGUACAUGAAGUUUUCAUGGAGCGCCUCAGUGAACUUCUACAGGGGAAACUGUCAGGCCUUAUCAGAUGGUCAGAUGGGAUGUUCAAGUUGAGUUCUAACACAACCAGGUUCCUCCAACGAGGUCAAAUCACCACUGUACCCAACUUAGCCCUCAAGUUUCAAAGCCUCAACCCUAGCACUGAGUGGCAGGAGUUGUUCAUUGUUGAGGUCUCCCACUCCCAGUUACUUGGGGAUGUCACCCAGAAGGUGAAAAAGUACUCUCAGGAGCUCCCCCACCUUGUCAGCAUUCUAGUAGUCAAAUUCUAUGAAUCCCACAAAUACGCAAAGCCCCAAUAUAGGUAUGCUGAACCCAUCAACAUGCAGUAUUGGUACAACUUACAAAAGGAUAACAAUAUCAAAUAUGGCCCUCUGAGGACAGCUGAUGGCGUAACAUGGGCGGCAUACAUACAAAGGGUAGUACCUAACAUAGAUGUGGGCCAACUCUAUCCCACUCAAGCCCAGAAAGACGAGUUCAAUGAUGUUUUUAAUUGUGUUAUUACCAGGUCAAUUUUGGAGAUGGAGAAUAUUAUGAGGAGUACGCCCCAGACUGUUGCUAGCCUAGAAGCUAAAAUUGCAGCUGCUCAGAUUGCAGCGCUAGAGGUUGCUACCCAGGAUUUGAUAGCAAACUGCACUGGUUGUCCUCCUCAGAGUGGUACCCAUUCAUGCACCCCCACCACGACUCUACCUACUCCCCAUUUGCACCCCCAACUGAUCUGGCACAUAGACAUUUUCAGGAUCAUUAUAAUGCCCCCCGAAGCUGUGCUAAGGCAGCUAGGAGAAGGAGUCUUUUUCACUCCGAAGAAGAAGUUCAAGGAGAAAAAUGGCACAUGUACCAAUCGCACAUGUCCUGCAUGUGGAAAACUUUUGAAAACACUACAAGGCAACACCCAGGAUAACUUGAACCCUGACCCAGAGAUGCAGGCUAGCAGUUUAUGUCACCCCCACUCCCUGCACUUUAAUCUGGAUGAUGAUGAUGAUGAUGAUGAAAGAGUAGUGGAACAAAAUGAGAAUGCUGGCAAGGCUAUAAGGAAGGGGGUUGGCCAGAAAUCUCUUGACAGAUUACUGGCAAUUCCUGAACUUUCCCAGAGACUGGGCCUUAUAGAGACCCCUUACAAGCCAUUGCAUCUUUGUUGGGCAAUCCAGCACAUGCAACAGACAUACAACAGGGAUGAUCAUAUAUUUGAUGAGAUGUGGACUGGGAAUGGUGGUAUCUGUAUAGGCUCUUCUACCUCACAACAGACAAAACUCAGUUGA